Cryphonectria parasitica EP155 is the source of this 219-nucleotide messenger RNA. RefSeq lists its product as uncharacterized. The record is from RefSeq and is a predicted model, not a curated record. The transcript has 2 exons. NCBI's taxonomy places the organism in Eukaryota, Fungi, Ascomycota, Sordariomycetes, Diaporthales, Cryphonectriaceae. The annotation marks the transcript as partial.
GAAGAAUAUAAGAAACAUGUGAAAAUAGUAUUGCAAACGCUUCAAGAUGCAAAACUCCUUGUGAAACUCGCAAAGAAUCACUUUUAUAUACAAAAGCUAGUUUUCAGAAACAUUAGGAAUAUUAGAUUUUUUCUCGGAUAUAUUAAUUUCUAUAGACAGUUUAUUAAGAACUAUAGCCGAAUUGCACACUCUCUUACAAAUCUUAUCAAAAAAGAACAG